AUGUCUUCCUCCCCUCCCUCCCCCAUCGACGAAAAACAAUUCGAAGCCAACGGCACCACCACCACCCACUCCAAUGGCGCCUCCUCCAGCGACGCUGGUCGCCUCCACGCCCUCGACCAACUCGAGAUCCUGCCCCAAAUCCUAAACGAGGGCAUCCUCUUCGCCGGCUCCGGCGCCGCUCUCCUCCUCCAAGCCGCUCUGCCCGCCAUCCGCGAUACCGAACACCCUACCGGCGGCCACAAGGCCCUAGCCACCGAGCUUAUCGAUGCUCUCCAGGCCCACAUCAGCUACAUCUCGACGCUCGUCUUCGGCAACCGCGGCGAACGCAAGACCCUCCUCGACAUGCUGCAACGCGGCGAGGCCCCCGGUCUAGGCGGUGGUCGUAAUAACCGUUUCGCGCAUCAUCCAGAGUUACAGCUAUGGAUGGCGGCGACUCUCUACGCGACCGCGACGGACUUUUAUCAGCGCGUCUACGGCCGUGUCGAUUAUCAGACUGCCCAGCGCGGUUACUCCGAGUUUACCCUGUUGAUUAGUUACCUGGGCGUGCCGCCGGGUACAUGGCCCGAAUCCCGCCAGGCGUUCUGGACCUACUGGGAUGAGCAGAUUGCCAAGUUGGCCGUCUCGACUGAUGCCGCCCAGUUUGCGAAGGAUCUGCGCGAGAGUACCGAGAUGCCUGGCUGGGUGCAAAAGUUGAAGCCGUUCCUGCGCGCGGUUACUAUUGAAAUGCUGCCGCCGACGCUGCGGGAUGCGUAUGGCUUGCGCUCAACGGGGAGUACCCGGUUCUUGUAUCGGACUUGGAUGGGUUUCUCGACUGCGGUUUAUCCGGCUAUGCCGAAUAAGGUACGCUCGUAUCCGUUGAAAUAUUAUAAGGAGCGACUGCGGGAGAAGUUGAAUGUGGUUUAG
Messenger RNA from Penicillium cataractarum, 903 nucleotides. Its product is annotated as oxygenase MpaB family protein. The transcript has a single exon. Bases 1 to 903 code for a protein of 300 amino acids. Lineage: Eukaryota; Fungi; Ascomycota; Eurotiomycetes; Eurotiales; Aspergillaceae. Gene Ontology annotation, molecular function: oxidoreductase activity. The record is from RefSeq and is a predicted model, not a curated record.